Molecule: messenger RNA, 1773 nt
Organism: Penicillium expansum
Lineage: Eukaryota; Fungi; Ascomycota; Eurotiomycetes; Eurotiales; Aspergillaceae
Product: HET domain-containing protein
Exons: 2
Coding region: 1-1773 (590 amino acids)
Source: RefSeq, a predicted model, not a curated record
AUGCCUUUAUUCGACAUGCCCCUCAAUGAAGAUCAAGAGGAAAUCCGACUCUUCACAAUCCUCCCUGACAAUGACAGAACAAGACCAAUUCGUGGCAACCUUCAUAUUGUCUCACUUUAUGAUUCGCCAGAUUUUGAGGCUCUUUCGUACACUUGGGGUAACUGCUCUGAAGAGAGGACUAUCUUUGUUAAUGGCCAGUCUUUUCCUGUGACCCCAAACCUAGAAGAAGCCCUUCGUCACCUACGCCAAUCUCAUAGGGCCCGAGUUGUUUGGAUUGAUGCUAUCUGCAUCGAUCAAAAGAAUCACAGCGAAAAGACCUUUCAAAUUCCUCUGAUGGGGGACAUAUACUCAACAGCGAGUCAGAUCAUUGCUUGGCUGGGAGAGUCAAACCCGAAUAUCGUGUUGGCCAUGGGCCUUAUGGAGCAUUUCGAGGAUAAAGAGUCACCAGCAUCUCAAAUUUUGAGCAAGUUGACCAAACUGUCCGGAGUCUCUGUCGAAUUCACACGAGCAGGAGAGCUAGCGAUGGCACGAGCCUUUCUAGGCAUAGCAGAUAUCCUAAGAAGGCCAUACUGGAAUCGAAUGUGGACAUUCCAAGAAUGGCAUUUGCCAGGAGAGAAGAUUAUCUGUAUGUGUGGGGAUUUCACAUUUGAUCCAGCUCCCUUGACAGAGUUUUUGCCCAUGACAAUCUCGAAUACUAUCGAAAAAAUCAAGAGUUGCCAUGACGAUGAGGACACGUACAACAACCAAGACCUUGAAGCAGCCAAGCAUAUUCGCGCUUUCGACAAGAUCAUCCAGAGAUUCCAGGACCUGUGGAAGGAGGGAGCUGUCAAUGUUUUCUCUGCAAGACGCACUCGUGGGAUGUUCAAAAACUACAGUGAAACCACAGCCUUCAUGAUCAACCACGACAGGGAGAGCACACUAUUCACCUAUUUCAGGUUUUGCAACACCGAAGGAUCACCUUCAUGGGUACUGGAUAUUAUGGAUGUUACGCACUCACCUCGACCGGAUGAUGCAGAGGAUUGGGACACCCGCUAUCUUUUACCUCCUAGACAGGUCGGAGUAGAGCCUGAAAAAUGUCUUUAUGAAGAUACGGGCCACCCGUUGCCAGCUAUAGAUGGUGGUUUAUCAACACUUCGACUCUCAACCCGUCAAGUGGGCGUGUGCCACCCCAUCCUUCAGUUUGACUCGGAUUUUAUCGACCAAAUCAGAUCAAUCCAUCAAAUCACGAAGAUUACCCCAAAAGAAUUGGCCCACGUUUGGGGUCGCGAAACACUGAACAGGAGAAUCUGGGAGGCAUGUUUGGGCCCUAGGAAUGAACAUCUUUGGUCAUCAAGUUUGGGAACAACACUGGAACUUUGGAGACCUGAUAUACGUUCGAGGAAAGAUCCCCUCGUCAAAGAUUUGGAAGUCCUUGCUGAAGACCUGAUGAGCUACGGGUUUCUGAGUAGAGAAGACUCGGCGAAAUUAGGACUUUUCCAAGGGAUACUGGUAAGAAUUGCUGGCAAAUCUUUGUUGGUAGUAAAUAGCCAAGAGAUUACAGGGUUUGGAAUCGGGGAUGGCAAUAUCAAAGAUGGAGAUAUUGCAAUUGUUGCUUCUGGGGUGGGACAAACAAUAGUGAUUCGUAAAAAGUCCGAGGUGAAUACCGAUGAACAGGUGUAUACUAUUGUUGGAAAAGCGGGGAUUGAUGGCAUUGGAGAACAUCAAAAGUCUUCGCAGACCCCUUUUGUGACCAAGCUAAAAGAACAACCAUUUGAAGAAUUUGUCAUAUGCUAG